AUGAUCGUGGCAGGUGUGCUGACCUGUGGGGUGGCACAUGUGCCCCAGACAGAGAAGUUCAAGAGCGAGGUGAUGCAUUCAAUCAUUAUCCUGGCCCAGGAGGAUCUCAAACCAGUGCGGAAGGCUCUCCUGAACUUCAUUGAGAUGCUGAGCAAGCGUGGCUACUUGACCCUGACCCAGGGGAAUGUCAUCAUCGACUACGUCAUCAACCUCUGCCAGUCCAAUAGCGCCAAUGAAGAGGACAUCCGACCAAUGUGCUGCAAAAUCCUGCAGAUGGUACAAACUUCUGGGGUCAGAGGCCUCCGUUCCCUCCUCCCCAGCUCCCAGAUCACUGCCCUGACCCCCCGACUGCACCCCCCCAUCCAGCCCCUUGACUGUCUCUUGGACCCCUCCCCACCUCCUUCUGUUUGGGGGGCCCCUCUGACAAGUGGCUCUGUGGAGCAGAGGUGGGUCACGGUGGUGCCCUUGCCCAAACUGAUCACCUUGCUGUGUCAGCCCAGCAACAGCUUGGCCUUCGUGCCCCUGAGUAAGACAGCCAUGAGAAUGGCUCUGAGGGCCCGGUCCCUGGGCCAGGUCCCCUACCUCAGCAGCUUUCAUCUCAGCCGUAAGUACCAGCUGUUUUCCCUGAAACCCUACAGAGAAAAGGACUUUGGUGUAAACUCCCUAAGGCUACUAAAUGCCCUGCAUCCUAUCACCUCCCUGCACCCUGUAAUCAACUUGAACGUGGGCCAGCUAUGGACCAAGGAGAUCCCCAAGAUGCUGCAGAUCCUGGGUGAUCACACUGAGAAGACCCUGAAUCAGAAGGAGUGGGAGGACAGGCUGCUCCAGUUUUCAAGUCAGUCAUUAGUAGCCAUCAGUGAUGACAACUGGCUGGAACAACUCCUCAGAGUCAUCUUGGAGAGAAUAAAUUAUUUCAGCGAUGAAGCCGAGGAGAAGGCGUUCCUGUAUAAAUUCUUCGGCUUCACCCUGCGGACCACAAGGAAUAUGGAACUGUUGAAGACGAUGCUUUCCUGCCUCCUACAAACUGCCCACGAGGAGCUGCAGGAGAGGGAGGGCAUUGCUGCCGCAUUCAGUAUCGUGUCCAGGAAGUAUCUGACGACAGCCCUGGACCAGCUGCAAGUGUACAGUGCUGUACUCACCAACAAGGACUCAUCAUCCAUCCUCAAACUGAUGAAGGAGCAUCAGCAGAAGGAAUGGGGGCUGGUCUGUCACACCGUCUACUUAUGCUACAGCAGGAUUAUUUUAGAGAGCAAGGCAGCCAUCUUCGUGCAUUUAGAUGCCAUCCUAGCCCUGGUUCUGCAACAUUACCGCAACUGCAUCGUGGAGAAGGAUAAGAACCUGAAGCUGGAUUACCUGAACGCGCUGACCCAGCUGACAGACAUCCUGAGCAGCCAGCCUGCAGCCUUUCACUUCGAGCUCCCCCACAAACUAGAGAUUGUGGCCUUCAUGGUGGAGCUGAUCAGGGAGGAGCCGCUGACCUCCAUCUCCAGCCCCAUUAGGCAGAAGGCAAUGAGCAUCGUCGCUGGCUUCAGGCAGCUCAGACCCCUCUUAGAGGUAGAAGAGAGAACAGAGCUACUCCUCACCUGCUACAAGAGUGUGUUCUGCCUGCCGCCCACGGAUGUUUUGCGAAAGGAGGCAUCCAGUCCCAAGGAGGCCCAUGCCAAUGUGGAUCUGCUCAGAGAGACCAUGCAAUCCCUCCAGAGGCUAACGGAGACGCUUAUUGUUGAGAUGCCCACUCGGACCCAGCACUGCUUGGAGGUCAGCAGGAGGGAGCCCCCAAAACUUCUGGACACGUGGCUGAAUUCCCAGAAGGACAAUGAGCGGGAACGGGCCAUGUGGUGCACUGCCCGUAUUCUUGGCUUCGUUGCAAAAAUGAACAACUUUGAAACAGAAAUCGAGUUCAGCCGGCUGGGGCGCCUGGUGAGGCUGCUGGCCAUGCGCUGCCAGGACCCCGUGGACAACAUCUGCUUCCUGUCCUCCCAGGCUGUCUACAACCUCUACUGCAUCCUCCUGCUGCAAAAGCAGAUGGGAAGGAGGAAACAGGGCCUGUGGGAAGAAGAGGGCAAGAGUGAAGUGUACAGCGCCAACGUGUUCUAUAACAACACCUCCGAGAUCGCCAAGGCGUUUGCAGAGUACUUCACCCAGAUGCAGCUCACCACGCUGGUGCUGACGGCCAUGGAGGGCCUGACCGACAGCAGGGCCAAGGUGUCUUUGGCUGCAGCCCAGCUGAUGAGCGCCGUCAUGAAAGAGCGGGGCAGAGACAUGACCAAGAUUGAGGAAGUUGUGGAGGGCAUCCUGGAGAGGCUCAACUUGCAGCUGGAGCCCAGCACAAAGGAGGAGACCCUGCGGGCCAUGUGCUUCCUGGCGGGCAACAACACCCACCUCGUGGUGCCCCUGCUGCUCAACAAGCCCCUUCCCUGGGACAGAACCAGCCUGUCCCUGUGGAAGGCCUUUGGCACCCAACGAGAGACCACAAUCAACGUCCUCCAGGAGCUUAUAGGCAUCCUGGAAAAGCUGCACUCCAGGGACGAGACCAGAGAGAUGCCCUUCCAGCCUGUGGCGGUGGCGUGUGCCUUGUGCGAGAUGCUGUCAGGGUCCCUGUGCCAGGAGGCCGUGGAGGAACUCUACCCACGGCUGCUGCUGGCUGUGUUGUAUCAUCUCUACUGGGUGAUUGAGCAAAAUGCUCCCCAGAAGAUGGUGGUCUAUAGCAAGGAGGGGGGCCCCGGCAGCAAGAGCAAGCCCUUCGACCCCACUAGUUGUGCCCUGGAGGUCGUGAAGUUGGUGCUCUUGGCGGCUGCAUAUGAUGGGGUGGUGGUCUAUGCAAAUCAGCAUCGCUGCUGGGACCUCCUGUCCUGCCCCAAAUUAUACUACCUAGGGAUCAUGAACCUGACCAGCGGCAUUGUGAAGAACUGCAAGCCUGCCAUUCUGCACCGAAUCCUCAACCUCGUCAGGAACCUCCUCUACAGCUUGGAUCAUCGUCAGAAGAUCCUGGCCAGGACCUUCUAUGCACAGCUCCUCUGGCACCGGUCAGUGGCUCAGACUCUGGGGCAGGACUUUCUGGGCAACCUCAUCAAGUGGAUCAGGGAGCCCAGCCUCGUCAUGAAGGAGAUUGGGCUCCGUGGAAUCAGCAACCUGGCGCUGCACCCGGGACAGUCAGAGUCUCUGAAGAGCCUGGUCCCAUUCUUGCGAGACCUGCUGAAGAACGAGGUGCGUGUGACGGUGCAGGCAGUCAAGAGCCUGCGGAACAUCAUCUGCCACGGGCAGGGGGAAGACACCAAGGUCAUCUUCUGUAGCAUCUCCAAGCAACUGCGUCCGCUUAUCAACGAUGAGAGGGAGCAGGUGAGGAUCUCGGCCACUUCUGCUCUGGGCCACAUGCUGCAUCAGGUCGACAGGUUCAAGCCUAGGUCCUCCACCCAGAGGGAGAUCUACACUUUCCUGGUCCCGCUGCUGCUCAGCUUUCAGGACAACAACACCGAGGUUGUCAAGGCCUGUAGGGGGGCCCUGACCGAGUGGACUAAAGUGAUUGGCUGGUCCUCACUCACCCAGACCUUCCGGCACACCACCCUCAGCGAUCACAUCCAGGUAUUGGAAGAAACAUGCAACUACCUGGUGAGUACCAGCCGAAAACAGCUGGUGGGGGAGUUACUGUCCCAGAGCUUCGGUUUUCUGAAGAGCCCGCAGCCCUCCCUGAGGAUAGCUGCUGUUAAUUUCAUAGAAUUAACAGUUAAAAGGAUAAACAUGAGUCACAUAUAUGAGGACGAUGUGCAGCUGUUGCGGAAUGUGCUUGAAAGUCUGAAGAGUGAUCCUGUGGAACAGAUCCAGCUUUCGGCCGAUGGUGUCCUGAAAAAAAUCUACGAGGAUGUCAACCCCAGGUACGUCUAUGCUUCCGGGUUAAGGCAGCUGAGAAGCACCUUCUUCAAAGUCCCAGAAAGAAAGAAGCGACUGUUUAAGCCUGUUAGACAGGAGAGAGAGGAUGGUGACGCUCAGAAGAAUCACGCCUGGAGUUGGUUCAGGGGGCUUCUGAACUCACCACGUGCCUGGCACAGCCGGAAGGUGAAGGACACGCCACUUGUGGUCGGUGACGUCCCUAAAAAGACAGCGGAGUCACGGGCACCAAAGUCUAAAAGUCCACUUGGAGAAGCUGGCUCUACCCCCAGAUAGGCUGCUCUCGAGUCACUCUGCAUAUUUGGAACCGGAGACUAAAGCCUUUUCCAGUUGCUCUGGAUCAGGGUCUCCCUCCACAGUGGUCUCUCCUGCCUGUUGUCCAGCCGGAUGGGCUGCUUUGGAUGAAACCCAAGGAGGCAGUUUUGGUCUUAGGAGAUACAGUGUUUCCUGUCCUUUAUCUCCCUAGUGGAUUGUUGGA
Molecule: messenger RNA, 4363 nt
Organism: Hippopotamus amphibius kiboko
Lineage: Eukaryota; Metazoa; Chordata; Mammalia; Artiodactyla; Hippopotamidae
Product: maestro heat-like repeat-containing protein family member 1
Exons: 31
Coding region: 1-4161 (1386 amino acids)
Cellular component (GO): cytoplasm
Source: RefSeq, a predicted model, not a curated record